UCCCCGCCCCGCGCACCCGGACUGACCCUCCCGGACCAGCCCCAGGGGGGCGUGUGCGGGAGGGGGAGGAGCAGAGGGAAACGGGGACUCUGCGCGCAUGCGCCCUCCGCGCGGACUCGGCGGAGCCCCGCCCCGCGCCAGCAGCUCGCUGUGGGGAAGCUGCGGCGCUGAGGAGCCUCUCGCGGCGCCUGGGAACGGCCUGGCGGGGCUCGGCAGGGUUUCAUAUGAUGAGGCUUUUAUUAUGGCCAGUGACCCAUUGGAAGGCUUUCAUGAAGUGAACCUAGCUUCUCCCACUACACCAGAUCUUCUUGGAGUGUAUGAGCCAGGGACUCAAGAACCAACUACCUCACCCAGCGUAAUCUACCGCCCACAUCCUUCUGCUGUGUGCUCUACACCUAUCCAACCCAAUGCAUUAAAUGUUUUUGACCUUCCCACACAACCUGUUUAUUCAUCUCCAAGGCACCUAAAUUGUGGGGAAACAUCAGGCAUCAACAUCAAUGUUACAGACACGGUUCCUUGUUCUACCUCUGGACCCCAGAGUGGGUCAUCCAAACACAGUAGUUCCAGAAAGGAGAGCAAUAAUGCAGAGAGAGAGUUUUUGCAGGGUGCUACACUAACGGAUGUUUCCGAAGGGAAUGAAGAUAUUUUUGGGCUGAGUACAGACAGUCUGUCUCACUUACGGAGCCCAUCUGUACUGGAAGUAAGAGAGAAAGGCUAUGAGAGAUUGAAAGAAGAACUUGCAAAAGCUCAGAGGGAGCUGAAAUUAAAAGAUGAAGAAUGUGAAAGACUUUCUAAAGUGCGAGAUCAACUUGGACAGGAAUUGGAAGAACUUACAGCUAGUCUAUUUGAGGAAGCACACAAAAUGGUGAGAGAAGCUAAUGUCAAACAAGCUACUGCAGAAAAACAAUUAAAAGAAGCACAGGGAAAGAUUGAUGUCCUUCAGGCUGAAGUAGCAGCUUUGAAAACACUAGUACUGUCCACUUCACCAACAUCACCAACUAAGGAGCUUCAGUCUAGUGGAAAAGCUCCAUUUAAAAAAGGACAUGCAAGAAACAAAAGUACAAGUAGUGCUAUGUGUGGCAGUCAUCAAGACCUCACCACAGUGCAGCCAAUUGUGAAAGACUGCAAAGAGGCUGACUUAUCUCUGUAUAAUGAAUUCAGAUCCUGGAAGGAUGAGCCGACGAUGGACAGAACAUGCCCUUUCUUAGAUAAAAUCUAUCAGGAAGAUAUCUUCCCAUGUUUAACCUUCUCAAAAAGUGAGUUGGCUUCAGCUGUUUUAGAGGCUGUUGAAAACAACACCCUGAGCAUUGAACCAGUUGGCCUGCAACCUAUUCGAUUUGUGAAAGCUUCUGCAGUUGAAUGUGGGGGACCAAAGAAAUGUGCUCUCAGUGGACAAAGUAAAUCAUGCAAGCAUAGAAUCAAGUUAGGGGACUCAAGCAGCUAUUACUAUAUUUCUCCUUUUUGCCGAUACAGGAUCACUUCUGUGUGUAACUUCUUUACAUACAUUCGGUAUAUCCAACAAGGACUUGUGAAGCAGCAGGAUGCGGAUCAGAUGUUUUGGGAAGUUAUGCAGCUGAGAAAAGAGAUGUCAUUGGCAAAACUUGGAUAUUACAAGGAAGAGCUCUAAUUCUUUACAGUCUGGCGCAUGCGUGAACUUCGAUAUGGAUAAACUCUAAAAUGGCUGAAAUUUUUUGUCACUUGAUAUUUAUUUCCAACAAGUCGGUCCAAGAUCUUUUCUCCUUUUUGCAAAUUGCACUAAGUACUGUGAUUGUUUUAAACUCUCCUAUGCUGUGUAUGCUUAGAUAUACUUCAGUUGAACAAAAUGUGGCAAGUACUCAUUAUUGUAAUUUACAAUUGAAAACAAAACCUCUGAUUAAAUAAAUGUUAGAUUGAA
Molecule: messenger RNA, 1894 nt
Organism: Chelonia mydas (Green sea turtle)
Lineage: Eukaryota; Metazoa; Chordata; Testudines; Cheloniidae
Gene: RAB3IP
Product: RAB3A interacting protein
Exons: 11
Coding region: 98-1627 (509 amino acids)
Biological process (GO): exocytosis
Cellular component (GO): Golgi to plasma membrane transport vesicle
Molecular function (GO): guanyl-nucleotide exchange factor activity
Source: RefSeq, a predicted model, not a curated record